This is a messenger RNA of Lolium perenne, 1448 nucleotides long. RefSeq names its product fatty acid desaturase DES2. Gene Ontology annotation, molecular function: oxidoreductase activity, acting on paired donors, with oxidation of a pair of donors resulting in the reduction of molecular oxygen to two molecules of water. Lineage: Eukaryota; Viridiplantae; Streptophyta; Magnoliopsida; Poales; Poaceae. Gene Ontology annotation, biological process: lipid metabolic process. The record is from RefSeq and is a predicted model, not a curated record.
GAACCGCACUCCUCCAGAGUCCUUCGUUCUUAAGCUCACUCUAUCUCCUGACCCUGCUUGUGUUUCUUGUGUGAAGCAACAUGGGUUCCGGCGGCAGGUCAACGAGGCGUAAGGAAGGCCAUGCCAUCAAGCGCGCGCCAGCGGACAAGCCGCCGUUCACGCUAGCACAGAUUAAGAUGGCCAUCCCGCCACAUUGCUUCGAGCGUUCGUUGAUCAAGUCCUCCUACUACCUGGUCCACGACCUCGUCAUCGUCGCGGCGCUUCUCUACUUGGCGACGGCCGUGAUCCCGCUCCUCCCGGCCGGGCUGACGAGGGUAACCGCCUGGACGCUCUACGUGGUCGCUCAGGGCUGCGCGGCGACCGGCGUGUGGGUCGUCGCGCACGAGUGCGGCCACCACGCCUUCUCGGACUACCAGCUGCUCGACGACGUCUUGGGCCUGGUGCUGCACUCAAGUCUGCUCGUCCCCUACUUCUCUUGGAAGUUCAGCCACCGCCGCCACCACGCCAACCACGCCUCGAUGGAGAACGACGAGGUGUUCGUCCCCGAGCAGAAGGCCGUCCUGGCGUGGUACGCGCCCUGCGUCCGCAACCCCGUCGGCCGGCUACUGUUCCUCGCCGCGCACCUCACCGUCGGCUGGCCGCUCUACCUGACGUUCAACGCCAACGGCAAGGCCUACCCGCGCUGGGCCAACCACUUCGACCCCUACGGUCCCAUAUUCAGCGACCGGGAGCGCGUCCAGGUAUUCGUCACGGACGUAAGCCUUCUGGCGGUGUGCUUCGCCGCGUUCAAGCUCGCGUCGGCGUUCGGGUUCUGGUGGGUGGUGCGCGUCUACGGAGCGCCGCUGCUGAUCGUCAACGCCUGGGUGGUGCUCAUCACCUACCUGCAUCACACACACCAGGCGCUCCCGCACUACGACUCCAGCGAGUGGGACUGGCUGCGGGGAGCGCUGGCCACCAUGGACCGCGACUACGGAGUCUUCAACCGCGUCCUUCACAACGUCACCGACACGCACGUCCUGCACCACCUCUUCCCUGUCAUGCCGCACUACCACGCCAUGGAGGCCACCAAGGCGAUUCUGCCCCUCCUCGGCGACUACUACAAGCGCGACUCCACGCCCAUCGCCAAGGCCCUCUGGCGCGAGGCCAAGGAGUGCAUCUUCGUCGAGCCCAUGGCGGACCGCAAGGGCGUCCUCUGGUACAGCAACAAAUUAUAGCUGCCUGCAGGUAAUCAGAGAUGUUCCUGUCUGCAGCCAAGAAUUCAGCAUGUUAGUCACUUUUCAUGAUGCCGUUGCUGUUGUAAUGUUGAAUGUCGCUUCUGUCAUUGAUUUCUUCUUCUCGUCACCGUACCAGUGAUUGUGAUGUAAUAAUUGAAGGUUAAACACCGACCUAUAUAACUGUAUGUGAUUACAUGGGAAUGACCAUCUAAUGAUUUUGACGUGCAUCAUACC